Molecule: messenger RNA, 390 nt
Organism: Verticillium nonalfalfae
Lineage: Eukaryota; Fungi; Ascomycota; Sordariomycetes; Glomerellales; Plectosphaerellaceae
Exons: 1
Coding region: 1-390 (129 amino acids)
Source: RefSeq, a predicted model, not a curated record
AUGGCGGGGCCUGCUCCCUCGUCAAGUUCCUGGACGCCAAGGCAGAACAAAGUCGACCGCGUCAGCGAGUGGGACAACACACCCCUUCGGACAAGCGACAAUCUCCUCUCCUGGUAUCAGUCAAAGACGUCAGCGCCAGGAAGCGCAGUGAGAGCAGAUGGAAUCCCAGUCGAUCCAGCCAUCCGCCAAAGUGGAUCGCCGCAGCCAUCAACCAUCGCAUCGCCUUUGCCGGACGAGACCUUGAUGGACGUUUCGCAGUUCACAGCCGCCGAGGCUGAUGCAGGGGCUGCCAUCGACAUGCUUUCCGAGUACGAUGGCAGUACAUACUCGGAAAUGGGCAUGAGCAAAGCAGAGACGUUGGCCAAGUCGAGUGAGAACCUGUACUUCUGA